CCCUACUUCCCUCCACUGGCCCCCAAAACACAGCCAUAAUGAUCCUCCAAGUGAAGAGCCCUGAGCAGCAGCAAAAGCUCCAACAGCAAAGUAUCCAGGGCCCCGGCCAGCCAGCUAUUUCUGGAAGCUUUUCUAAUUGCAUGGGUAGGGUCAGACUCAGCCUACUGUGUCCCAGGCCAGUGCUGCGGUUAUUCGGCUGAUGGAAGAGGAAAUGGAGAAGGUGACCUAAGCAGCGACCGUGGCGAGGAUCUCCGGACAGACUGGCCUCUGCAGCUCCAGAAACAACUUCUGCAAGAAUUCACUCAGACCCUGCCUGGUCCCACCCACUGCCUGUGGGGCUGGGCAAGUCACCAAGGGAAAAUGACAGUGGGUCACAGAUUUCCUAAGCCAUCAGGCGCGACCUGAGCGCGCUGUCUUUCCUCCAGACCUCGGUUCUCCCGGCCCCAGAACCAGGGUGGUAAGGAUGCACCUAAUUUCUCCGCGGGCCUAGGCUGGGGCGGGCGGCGGAGCCCGGCAGCUGCUGCAGCCGCUCUCCUUCCUGGUUCUCACCGACCAGGGCAAGAAGGCUUGUUCCUAUGGUACAACGAGGAAACCAAUGGCUGUGACCAUGGCGUUCUUCCGGGUGUGUCUAGUGGUAGUGACAGCCAUCAUCAACCACCCCCUGCUGUUGCCGAGGGAGAACACCACCGUCCCCGAGGACGAGGAGGAGAUCAUCCGCCAGAUGCAGGCCCAUGAGGAGAAGCUACAGCUGGAGCGGCUUCGCCUGGAGGAGGAGGUGGCCCGGCUGGCGGCCCAGGAGGCCCUGGAGUCAGUGGCCGACGAGGGGCAGCAGCAGCAGGAGGCCCACGCCGCCUGGGACCUCUGGAGCACUCUCUGCAUGAUCCUCUUCCUCAUCAUUGAGGUGUGGCGGCAGGACCACCAGGAUACGCCCCUGCCUGCGUGCCCGGGUGGGGAUGAGGACGAGCUGCCCGGGCUGGGCACGGCCCCACUGCAGGGCCUCACCCUGCCCAGCAAGGCCACACUCGGCCACUUCUACGACCGCUGCAUUCGGGCCUCCACAGCUGAUGCUGCACGCACCAGGGAGUUUGUGGAAGGUUUUGUGGAUGACCUGCUAGAAGCCCUGCGGAGCCUCUGCGACCGGGACGCAGACAUGGAGUUGGAGGACUUCGUGGGCGUGGACAGCAUGUAUGAGAACUGGCAGGCCGAGCGGCCACUGCGGUGCAGGCUCCUCGUGCCCUUUGUGCCCCCCGAGCCCUACUGCUUCCACCCGGAGCUCUGGUGCUGCGGCCACCCUGUGCCCCUGGACCACCAGGGCUAUGGCCGGAUCAAGGUGGGCCAAGCCGGUGGGGACGCACUGGGCUGUGUCUGUGGCAAGACCAAGCUUGGGGAAGACAUGCUGUGCCUGCUCCACAGCCAGAGCGCCGGGGCGCAGCCCAGCCGCGGGGUGGAGGACCUGCUGUGCGCCCGCGAGUCCCCCUACCUGGAUGCCAUGCGGGUCAUGAAGUGGUUCCAGAUGGCCCUCACCCGAGCCUGGCACCGCAUUGCCCACAAGUACGACUUUGACCUGGCCUUUGGUGAGCUGCACUCGCCAGGGUCACUGAAGAUCAAGUUCCGCUCAGGGAAGUGCAUGCCCUUCGAUCUGAUGCCGGCCAUCCAGUGCGGUGACUCCGACCUGUACUUCGUCUCCCGCCUCUCCAGGGAGCCCUCUGGGGGCGGCCCGGCCUCCAGCACUGACUGGCUCCUGUCCUUCGCUGUCUACGAGCGUCACUUCCUCAGGAUGACAUCCAAGGCACUGCCGGAGGGUGCCUGCCACCUCAGCUGCCUGCAGAUAGCCUCCUUCCUGCUCUCCAAGCAGUGCCGCCUGACGGGCCCCAGUGGGCUGGGCCGCUACCACCUGAAGACGGCCCUGCUGCACCUCCUGCUCCUGCGGCGGGCUGCUGACUGGAAGGCCGAGCAGCUGGACGCACGCCUGCACGAGCUGCUCCACUUCCUGGAGAAGAGCCUGCUUGAGAAGAAGCUCCAUCACUUCUUUGUGGGCAACCGCAAGGUGGCCGAGGCCAUGGGACUUCCCGAGGCCGUGCGGGAGGCCGAGCCUCUAAACCUGUUCCGGCCCUUUGUCCUGCAGCGAGGUCUCUACCGGAAGACGAUGGACUCAUUCUAUGAGAUGCUUAAGAAUGCCCCAACCCUCAUCAGAGAGUACUCCGUCCAUGUCCCCUCUGACCAUGCCAGCCUGCCCCCUAAGGCUGUCGGCUCAUAGAGCAUGUGGGAUCUGAGGCCCGGAAGGAGGGCAUCCUACACAUCCACCCCACUGGGCUCUGGGUCCCGGCCUCACCCUUCUGAGAAGACACAGGCUUGGUGGGCACAAGAGGGUCAGUCUGAAGGAAACCAGGGCUUGCAGAGUAGAAGCAGGGCAUUUCUACCAAAUGCUGACCGGCUUCCUUCAUGGUGGGCUCUGUGGGCAAAGCUGAUGUGGGCUUGAGAACUGGUCCUUUGCGGAGUGUUUCAGGGUCACUGCACUUGGCUAAGGUGGUGACAGCACUCUGGACCCAAGCUACAGAAAAUGAAAUGCUAGUUUGAGUGAAAUCCUUCUACAUCCCAGGACUAAUUGUGCUGCAUGUCAACAGCAGAUCUAUAAAGAUGCUGCUACUGGGGACCCUGUGUUAAGACCCAGCAGCCAGUGCCCGGAAGUCCUUGGCCCCAGCUGUUGAUAGCAAAAUGCAAACAGUGGCACCUGUGGGAAUUCAUAGCUCUUGGCUGCGUCAUGCACAGCUGUGGGGUACAUGGUGGUUGCCACUUUCUUGAACUGUUUGAGAAAAACAGUAGAUUCAGGCCCGUGAGACUAAUGUAUACGUGCUGUCGAAAAGUAUGAAGCUGGCCGCUCCUCUCAGGCGCACCCCACCCCGCCCCUGGGUGCCGUACUAGGUGCCAUUUACAUACUGGGUGCUAACUCAGUAGCCCCUUGCUUCUCUGUGCUCUCCAUAGCUGGUCACCGGUGCGACAAGAGGAAGGCAUGGGCAGGUGGUGGAAACUCAUCUAGAGAAAGCCUGCAGUGUACCCCAGGCCGGAGGACCAACUGCCAUUCCUGAGUUGUCCUUAGCAUUCCUAUCCUAGGGAAGGCCCGGCUUGGAAGCAAGAGCUGGGUAGAAACAAGCUCCCUGGCCCAAAGGCUGCCCCAUGCCUCAUCUUUGGGACCUGCUCACUGCACAGCCCUCCCCUUCCUGUUGGGCCCUGCCCACCACCCAAAUGCCUUGGACCUUCCCAUCCCAGUGGGGCAGGGGCAAGCUCCCAGG
This is a messenger RNA of Octodon degus (degu), 3290 nucleotides long. RefSeq names its product inositol 1,4,5-trisphosphate receptor interacting protein (gene Itprip). The record is from RefSeq and is a predicted model, not a curated record. The coding region runs from base 596 to 2257 and encodes 553 amino acids. Gene Ontology annotation, molecular function: protein kinase inhibitor activity. The transcript is spliced from 2 exons. Gene Ontology annotation, cellular component: membrane. Lineage: Eukaryota; Metazoa; Chordata; Mammalia; Rodentia; Octodontidae.